Messenger RNA from Cylindrotheca closterium, 1086 nucleotides. Lineage: Eukaryota; Bacillariophyta; Bacillariophyceae; Bacillariales; Bacillariaceae. The record is from the annotation of a GenBank genome assembly.
AUGAAGGGAUCUCGACCAAACAUAAAGGGAUCUCAAGCAAAGAUUAUGAUGGCUUUGAUUGUGUUUUGGCUCUUCUUUUCAAGAUUUCCAGAGCCAACAAAGAAGUCCAGUCAUUUUACAACGAAGUAUAUUCCGUCUCGGUUGGAACACAAAAUGAUGCAGGCUGCGGAGUCUGAGUUAGGGUACAAUAGAGAUGCCUGGGUUGACGGAUGCACAUUAUACCGGAACCAAAGCGGAAUCGAAUUCUACAAUUUGUAUCAGGGAUAUGUAUCCAAGCUUGAGAAGUACACGGAAUCCGUCAAGAAAUUUCGAACUGAAGUAAAAGACAUCCGACUUUUGCCCAAGAAGAAGCGCGAAAAAUUGUGCCAAAAAAUGGACAAGGUAUUGUAUAGCGCGUUUCGUCCAAAACAUGACUGUUCGUUAACGGAUGCCGGCUACGUUGAGCCACUGCUCCCACCAUUGCGACAUCCUCACAUGUGUGCAAGUGAGAAAAAGAAAAAGAAACGGGCCUUUAUGAGUUUGGACUACCUUGUGCACGACUUUGGUAAGAUUUGUCGGCAGCUCGAACCCGGGGCUAGGACCGUGUUCUUCGACUUGGGUGCUUCUCUAGUGUUCCAUGGUUAUAUGGUGUCCCCGGCGAUGACUUUGGUGAAACUCUUCAAUCAGUUUGGCAUCAAGUUUGAUCACUAUUAUGCCUUUGAAUAUUCCGUGAUUGACCCAAAACUGGUUUAUGGGAAAAUUCCAGAAGAACUUAUGCAAGCUUAUCAUUGGUACAAUGUCCCCGUUGAGGCUUCACCAACGAGCAAACAGAAUCCUUGGAAGACGCUUCUUUCCAAAUACAAUGCCAGUGAUUUUGUGGUCAUCAAACUUGAUAUUGACACGGCAUCCUUGGAACUCCCUCUUACACACGAGCUGCUACAAGAUAAGUAUUCUCCACUCGUUGACCAAUUCUACUUUGAGCAUCAUGUCAAAUUGCACAACCUUAGACCCAACUGGAAAAAUAAAGCAAGCGGGACAAUAAAAUAUUCGCUAGAUCUCUUCACUAGCUUACGAAAAGUGGGAAUCGCAUCGCACUCAUGGGUUUAA